Messenger RNA from Hydatigera taeniaeformis, 702 nucleotides. NCBI's taxonomy places the organism in Eukaryota, Metazoa, Platyhelminthes, Cestoda, Cyclophyllidea, Taeniidae. The record is from the annotation of a GenBank genome assembly.
AUGAUAGAAUACGCCUUCCUUCUGACACUCAUCGCCUUCUGCUCUGCUGGUACGUGUCUAUGCCUCUACUUCUUCCUAAAAGCGGAUCCGGUGCUGUGGGGUUCUCGCGUUGUUGCAGUGUCCAAUGGAACCACACCAACCAUGUACUUCCGCUUCCCCAAUGGAUCCGCGAUAGAAUUGCAGAUCGGCGACAGUGCAGCACACGCGUUGGAGAUUCGAGACAACAAAUGCUAUGCCAACCAAAAGAUGGUGGGUGAGCCCUGCGAGCUUAGCGAAGUGCGCAGUGUGAGUGCACGGAGGCAAAGACCGGAGGACCUCAUCCUCUCGUGGCUUACAUUCUCCUCUUGUGUGCAUGUUGUAGGGAGCGCCAACAUCACUCUCUUCAAGAUAGAUCGUGACAGUUUACUGCAAGUGAAGAAAGGAAAGUUGCCCUUCUCGACAACGUACCUCAUACCGGAUUGUACUUUGCCGGAUUACGGACCAGAGUAUCUGGUGCGGGAUGAGAACUCCGGUGUGACCAAGUUUUUGGGCAAUUUUCCACGGAACAAGAGUGAGGAAAACACUGCCUAUCAAUGGUGUAGACCAACUCAAUGCCUAGUUGUCACCGUCGAUUGGACGCAAGGAGGUGAGUCACUGGCCACACUGAGAAGGCAGGCCUACUUUCCAUUAUUCUCCUUAUCCUCUUCUACUGCAAUAACUUGA